Messenger RNA from Solea senegalensis (Senegalese sole), 2365 nucleotides. It is a transcript of the gene baiap2b, whose product is annotated as BAR/IMD domain containing adaptor protein 2b. The record is from RefSeq and is a predicted model, not a curated record. Gene Ontology annotation, biological process: actin crosslink formation; actin filament bundle assembly; plasma membrane organization. Bases 328 to 2007 code for a protein of 559 amino acids. NCBI's taxonomy places the organism in Eukaryota, Metazoa, Chordata, Actinopteri, Pleuronectiformes, Soleidae. The transcript is spliced from 15 exons. Gene Ontology annotation, cellular component: cytosol; nucleoplasm. Gene Ontology annotation, molecular function: cytoskeletal adaptor activity; protein binding.
UUUCCCCGCCGUGGGCGCAGCCGCGGAGGAGUGACGUAUAAAAAGCCGAGAACCCCGCGGACACGAGCCAGUUCAGUCUGUGGAUCUGCAGUGACACGCGCCGCGGUUUUUCCCGCCACAGAGGAGAAUCUUCUAUGGUUGAGAGUGAAGCCGUGAACACGAGUGAAGACGAGUGAAGACGUGAACACGAGUGAAGACGAGUGAAGCCGUGAACACGAGUGAAGCCGUGAACACGAGUGAAGACGAGUGAAGACGUGAACACGAGUGAAGACGAGUGAAGCCGUGAACACGAGUGAAGCCGUGAACACGAGUGAAGCCGUGAACAGGAUGUCCCGGACCGACGAGGUUCACCGCAUCACGGAGAAUGUCUACAAGUCCAUCAUGGAGCAGUUCAAUCCCUGCCUGCGAAACUUCAUCGCCAUGGGCAAAAGCUACGAGAAGGCUCUGACCAGUGUCACGUCCGCUGCAAAGGGCUACUUCGACGCUCUGGUGCGCAUGGGCGAGAUGGCCAAUCACAGCCAAGGCUCUAAGGAUCUCGAAGAGGCAGCAUGGGAAGUUCUCUUUCAGAUGGCUGAGGUUCACAGACAGAUCCAGAUCCAGCUGGAGGAGAUGCUGAAGUCCUUCCACAACGAGCUGCUCACAGAGCUGGAGAAGAAGGUGGAGUUGGACGCUCGUUACCUGAACGCGGCGCUGAAGAAGUACCAGAUGGAGCACAAGAGCAAAGGAGAGAGUCUGGACAAAUGUCAGGCGGAGCUGAAGAAGCUGCGCCGCAAGAGUCAGGGAAGCAAACACUCGAGCAAAUAUGGAGACAAGGAGAUGCAGUACGUGGAGGCCAUCGGUAACACAAUCUGUGAUAAUCCCUGUUCUCCUCAGUACGUGGAGGCCAUCGGUAACACAAUCUGUGAUAAUCCCUGUUCUCCUCAGUACGUGGAGGCCAUCAGUAACACAAUCUGUGAUAAUCCCUGUUCUCCUCAGUAUGUGGAGGCCAUCAGUAACAAACAGAGUGAACUGGACAACUACAUCACAGACGGAUACAAAAACGCUUUGUCUGAGGAGAGAAGGAGGUUCUGUUUCCUGGUGGACAGACAGUGCACCAUGUCCAAGAGCAGCAACACCUACCACAGCAAGGGGAAGGAGCUUCUAUCCCAGAAGAUUCCGAUGUGGCAGCAGGUGUGUGUGGAGCCAAACAAACUUCCAGAACGUUCCAUGUUCCUGACCCAGCCCAUGAGCAGCUCAGUGGGUGUGGCCAUGUCCGAGUCCAAACCUCCAGACUCUGCGUUCAGAACCAGCAGAGGACUGAUGAGUCAGCAGCGGCUGACGGCAGGCGUGGACACGGUCAAUGGCUCAGACGGAGCUCACGCACAAGACGACUACCAGCAGUGGGUGGAGGGGAAAAAAGUCUCACCACAGAUGCAGAGACACGGGGACGUCCACUCCAACACACUUCCUGUACGCAAGGCCCCGCCCACCAAGAGCAAGAGCACGCAGAUGGAGACUCGUACACUGCCUCGCUCCAGCUCCAUGGCCGCAGGCCUGGAGAAGAACGGGGGAAGAACCCGCGUUCAGGCCGUCUUCUCACACACGGCCGGAGACAACGGGACGUUACUGAGCUUCUCUGAGGGCGACACCAUCACGCUGCUGGUCCCCGAGGCUCGCGACGGGUGGCACUACGGAGAGAACGAGAAGAGCAGGAUGCGUGGCUGGUUUCCCUUCUCCUACACGAGGCUGAUCAACGACAGUGACGCUGACUCCAUGAGGCAACUACGAGUUCACAACCUCCACCAUGGGAAGAGCAGCAGCACAGGGAACCUUCUGGAGAGAGAUGACGUGGCUCUUCCUUUUCCUGAUUACGUGGUAAACUCUGGCGUCGCAGUUGCAGCUCUGCACAGUAGACAGCAGCAGCCGUACAGCGCUGCGCUGCCACGGUUCUCACAGCAGGGAGGCGAAGAGUACGAGGCUCGUUUCUCUACAAGUUCCACAGAUGGAAAGUUGAUUUCCACAGUGUGAGGACAGACAGACGGACAGAAUCCUCCUCUCCUCUUCUUUCCUCCUCAUCAUGGCAAUAACAAGAAGAUGCUUGAGUUUAUAUCCUUCCUUCCUUCGUUAAUUUUCCCACUUUUUCAUGAACGCUGCCCAGUUACAAAACUGGACUUUCACCAGAACUGACUGUUGUGUUGUGAUGGACACAUGCCUCUGAGGACACAUACAGUGUCUCUGAGGACACAUACAGUGUCUCUGAGGAUACAUACAGUGUCUCUGAGGAUAGAACAUUUCCUUUAUUUAUCAAACUGGACUUUGAUCUUUCUCAUCAUAAAUCAAUGAAAAUGUAAAAACUUGAAGAUGAUUUUCACAACAACAAUAAUAA